Paramecium octaurelia is the source of this 2632-nucleotide messenger RNA. Lineage: Eukaryota; Ciliophora; Oligohymenophorea; Peniculida; Parameciidae. The record is from the annotation of a GenBank genome assembly.
AAUUAAUAUGGCUGACUUGACAACUUUGCGAAGUCAAAUCAAUCAAUGGACCCUAGAUCAAGAUAACAAAGUAUGAAUAAUAGCUUAACUUACUUUAGACCUUCACAAAAUUAGAUCAGAUGAGUACCAAUCUGCUUACAAAAUUUGGAGCUGUGUCAUCUGACAUCCGAUCAGUUCAACAUUAAGCCAACUCUAUCCAUGCUCAAAUCAAUCAGGCUUUCAAUAGAUUUCUAACUUUGAGCGAUAGCCGCUUCACUGAAUAAGUAUUUUGUUUAAAGAUCAUUUUAAGAGAAUGGCCCCUCCAUAAGAAGCUCCUCCGAAAGCAGCACCCCCCUAGAACAAAGACGAAGGCCUCUCAACUGCUCAGAAGUACACCAAGGCCUUAGGCAUAGCAUUACAAUCUCUUGAUUUGUAAUAGAUGGCACAAGACGGUACAAAAUAUCUCGAAUUUUCCUAGAUGACAUAUUUGAUGACAGAGAUGACAAGUCAAUCUCCGUCUUCUCUGCAGCCACCACCAGCGGUACUGUGAGUAAGUCUGUUAAGUUGCCAGCCAUGUUUGGUACACCCCAAUUCAACAAUAACAAAUUUAUUGGUAUUAUUCCACACCAAACUUAGGUCUUUUUGAUGACUUUGAUGAAGCUCCCAUCCAAGAGCCAGUUCGUCAAUCUGCUCCUGUCCCUGCAUACAGAUAAUCGGAAGCACAACCUUAACAACAAGGCUUCGCCAAUUAGUAGUCUCAAUAGGUUCAACCUUAGGCUCAAUAGCAAAUUAGAUAAUCCAUCAAAUAAGAUCAAUCUUAAUUCUUAUAUAGUGGAGAUAACAAUUAAUUCAUCACGCGCACCAACUCUGCUCUAGGCAAUUCAAUGAUGAAUUCACAAUUAGGAUUUGUAGACCCUCAAUAAAAGGAAGCCUUUAACCAAGCAUUUGCACCCCCAUAUCAAUAACAACAAUAAUAAGGGUACCAACCACUACCUCCUCCUCAAACACAAAGACCAACAGUGGUUGAUGCUCCUCCCCCUCCUCCUCUGCCUCCUCCUACCCAACAACCCUAAUACACUUAACCUUAAACCGUAGUGCAAUAACAACCUGCAUAAUAGUUUGCUCCAACUCUCUAAGAUUAACUGAAUAGUUUAAUUUAAAAGUAGAGAGAACAAAAUCCUCCUACCAUUUAGCAGUAGCCAAAUUAUAGCACUUAGCAAUAGGAAUAACCACCAAUUCCUGAAUAGAGAAAUCCACAAUAACCAAUAAAGGUAUUUUAACCACCAAGUGUAAUUGGAGCACCUGCGUAUGCAAAAGAAAAGGAUAAGAUUAUGAGUUUGUUUGAUGAGGAUGAUGACGAUGACAAUGAAGGUGGUUUAUUUAAAUCUACAACCACAAAUAAAAAUAAAUUCAACAACCUACUAACAGAUGGAGUUGCAAAACAAGAAUAAAAUUAAAAGCCAGCAGCUGUUGUUAUCAAAGAAGAAGAAGAUCAAGAUUUCAGUGUGUAACCUAGAGUUCAAAGUGUUAAGCCUCCUCCAAAAAAACAACUAUUCGAUGAGACAGAAGAAGAGACUCUUUAAAAAGCAAAUGCAGAUAAGAUUGCUGCUAUUUAUACAGUCCAACAAUAACAGCCAAAACAAGAAUAACCAAAAUAAUAAGUGCCUCCUCCUAAAUUGACACCUUCAAGAAAUGCUUUUGAGGAUUCAGAUGAUGAGAAGAAAAAGGAACCUUAAGUUCCAGUCAAACAAGCAGAAUAAUUAGCUGUUUCAGCUGAAGAACCAUAAGUUAGACCUUCCAUUUAAUAAUUACAAAAUAGAUUGAAUUUGAACAUGUUUAUGAAACCCCCUGGAGAGUAGGUCACCAUGAAGGAUAUCAAAAAGAAUGAAAAGGAACACGAGUCUGAAUUUGUUGAACAAUAAGCUGAAAGACCAAUUGUAUAGAAGAAGAAAGCUAGAGGAAGACAGGCCCUUGACUUCGAUGAUGAUGAUUCUAAUAAGAAAUCUAAUAAACCAGCUUUUGUUAUAAAAGAGAGAACCUAAUAAACUCAAAAAGCUGAAGUGGUCAUCGAUAGAACAUCAUAUAGAGAGUCCAUUAAAUUGAGUAAAUAAACCGAUUUUGAGGUUCCAAUAACUUUGGAAGUCAAAACUGAAAAGAAGGAUAUUCAAGUGACAAUCAGUCAACCAACCCAACAACUACCAAGUCUAAGUUCGAAUAAACCAGCCUAAUAAUCAGAUCCACUAGCAAAAAAGAAUAUAGGAAAAGAAUUUGAACAAAAGUAAUUUAUUUACUUACUUGAUUUAGAGGCUUACCAAAUUUCUUUAAUGACCCUCUUGGAGGAGGAGGAAAGAAAUAAUAACAAUAGCCAGUUUAGAUAAGUAAUCUUCCAGGCUUUGGAGGUAAGCACUAAUUAAGUAUCCUAGGCAAAUCGAACACAUAGACAACAACUGUUUAAGCAGCAGUCACUCCCACAAUAGCUAAGCCACAAAGAAAGAAUAUGUUCAGUGAUGAAGAAGAAGAUGCAGUUCCGAAAUUGCCUAUGCCAGGAUAGAGAAAUGAGUAAAAUCUCAUUAUUAUAGUUGACCUUCGAGAACGUCUAUUUAAUAGCAAUAACAAAUUGCCCCUCCCCAAUAGAAACCAUAAAUGAAGAAGA